Molecule: messenger RNA, 2150 nt
Organism: Suillus clintonianus
Lineage: Eukaryota; Fungi; Basidiomycota; Agaricomycetes; Boletales; Suillaceae
Exons: 5
Coding region: 100-1959 (619 amino acids)
Biological process (GO): SRP-dependent cotranslational protein targeting to membrane
Cellular component (GO): signal recognition particle, endoplasmic reticulum targeting
Molecular function (GO): signal recognition particle binding; endoplasmic reticulum signal sequence receptor activity; 7S RNA binding
Source: RefSeq, a predicted model, not a curated record
GACGAGCAGCCUCUUUCAGCUUCCACAUCCUACUGCGACAUUCUACACAUCAGUAGAAUAAAAUUGUAGAGUACGUGUUCAGCUUUCACUCUGAUCACCAUGUCAGAAAACAAAUUAUCAUUCAGAGCUUUACGACUAGCCAACGAACAACGGACUGCUUAUGGUCUUCGGUAUAAUGACUUCACGCGAUACAGGAAGCAUUGUGCAAAUAGGACGCAUCGUCUUAGGUCCACCCUCAAAACGACCCAUGGCAAGGGCAGGGAGUUCAAGAAACUGCCUCCCUUAAGUACAGAUAACAUCAAGGAUGGACACUUGGAGCUUCUACUCUUCGAAUCAGAACGUGCUUGGGCUUACUCUCAGGAUCUCGCCACUCAAUCUCUACAGCCAGCCAAUGACGCCCAAGCUGGCACCCUGCGACAUAGUGCUACAGGACGCUUCCGCCGUGCAGUACACUGGUCGACGCAACUUCUCUCGCACUGUCAAUCUCUAUAUGCAUCUUCACGCCUCUCUGCAGAAGGGCUCAUGCAAAUUACCAUCUACACUCUCAUCCUCAACGGCCGCUUCCUGCGUUACCGAGACAACUUCGAGGACGCGGUGAUCCAGCUCAGCGUUGCAAGGCACCUUCUCGACGAACUCGCUGACCGUGCUGCAACAAGCAGGGACCAGGCUCUCGCGACGGUCUUUGCAGAUGAAAUCGGCCCUGAAAUCAGAUAUUGUGCGCAUGAGCUUGGAAGGGAGAAGGCGUAUGAUGUGGAUGCGAUCGCUGUUGAGUUAUCGGAGAAGCAUCGAGGAGAGAUCGUCGAGGGAUUUGAUGCUUUGAUUCAGAAAUUUAGGCAGGAGGGAGAGGUUGCUGGGAAAGGUGAGGGGAGGAAAAAGCUGGCGACAUUGAUGUGGGAAGGUCAACCGGUGCCGGUGCGCAAUCCGGAGUUGGUGGAUGUGUUGCUUAGGGUGCAGGAGGCAGAAGCGAAGAUUAUUCAGUCUCGUGAGCCUGCUCGCGCAGAGAGUACCAGUGAUAAGGGUAGAAAGAAAGGCAGGUCGGGUGGUCAUGGGUCAAAGAAGGGCGUUGCCGCAUAUGACGCUAUUCUCCUCGCUCUUAGCGAUGCCGAAGAGGUGGCCAGGAAACUUGUCGAAGCACAACAGAACUCUGGAAGUUCAUCUACCUCUGCAGCUGGAACGCGUGAUAUUCACUUUGUUCAUGCCUACAUCGUCUAUCAAUUACUCUCUCGACGGAUCCAGCGUGACCUCCUCCUGGUUUCUGCUCUGCUCACCUCACAUCGGCCACAGGCAUCCGCAAAACCAAAGAAAGAGCAUGUCGACGCUCGACUUUAUCCUGCAGUGGUCAAGCUCCUGGACACUGUCAUCCAAAGUCUUGCCCAGAUGCGCAACUUGAGCAUCGUAGACGAGAGCCCUGACCUGGCGUCUGCUGUCGAGGCCCGCCUUACAUCCACCAAAGCCAGGAGGUGUUCUUAUCUUGCGCAGUGCUAUGUAGCCGUGAAAAAAUAUGCCGAGGCACUCUCAUUGAUCCAACACGCAAGCAUCUAUCUCCGUGAAACGCGUUCUACACUGUCCAUCUUCUCAGAAGACCCUAUUUCCUCCGGAUCUUCCGCUUACUAUCCACUCACGUCUUCCGAUCUCGACGCUCUAGAGUCCAUCAUCACUCAAGACGGCCUGACGAUUAAAAACGAAUGGUUCGCACACAAUGGCGGCUCCAUCGAUGCGGACAAUAAGACGUACAAGAAACCAUUGUUUUUCGAUAUCGCGUUAAACUACGUGCAGUUGGAUAUGGACAGAUUGCAGGAGAGAGCUGGGAAGGUGCCUGCACCGGCGCUUGUUCCUGUUCAAGUCGUUCCUGCAAAAUCACGUUUGGAGGAGGUGGCGAGACCGGAAACGCCAGAACCACAGGCGCCUGCGAGGGGAGGACUUAGCAGUUUGCUUGAGGGAUGGUGGGGGCGGAAGUGAGGUACAACAAUGUGAAAUUUUAUUAAGAUAUAUGCUUAGGUGAAUAGUCAAGUACAGUAUAUUCAUACACAAAGCAAAAGGGCAGCAUAUUGUCCGACAGCUAUAUCAAAAAAGAAGCUCCGCACAAUCAUGGCGUGAUGAACUAAGAUGCAAAGGACUUGUCAGAGACAUUCACCAGCAAUUAGCAGCGA